ACGGUGUUCCUGCUUGUUUGCCGCAAGUAUUCUUUUGAUUGUCGCGCGAAUCGGACGUAUCUGGUAGCUGGCCGGAAUUUCGAGCGGAAACUGUCUUUCUUGUGUUUGGUGCGUUAGUCGGUGUUGAAUAGAUAAAGGUAGAUGAUCCGUGCAGUACGUGUUGCUGUUGCUGUUGAAAUUUCAUUUAUAGCGCGAUCGCGUGUUUUGCAAAUAGACAAACCUUCCAUCAAACUGCAGCGUUCGAAGAAAAUCAACACAACCGGAUGCUCAGGGUUAGUCUUCCAACAAGGGAAAAAGAACAUUUAGUUUCAAAGUGUGUGUGUAUUCGUGUGUGGUAUACAGUAAAGUGUGAAGAUCACUAAAACAGUCUCGGCAAUCAAAUUAAAAGUGGUGUUUUGUGUCAAAACGCGACGCGAGGAAAGUGUUUUUUUGUUGGAAAAAACGAGAAAGAAUUUUUCCUUACUACCUACGCACGUGAAGUACGUGAGCAGCCGCAAAAUAGUUGCCAACAGUCAGCAGUUAUAUAUGAUGACGAUGGACGUCACAAAGCCGGAACCACCCUCGGCGACGGCAGGUAUGGGCGGUGGUAACACGUCCACCAUGUCCCUCGGCGGACUUAUCCCUGCCGGUUCUCAGCAACAGCAACAGCCCCAUCAACAGCAGCAACAACAGCCGAACACGCUCAACAACCAAUCCGUUGCCGGCGGUGGACCGGCAGGUGCCGGUGGUGGUGGUGGUGGAGGCCCUCCCCACCAACAGCAACAGCUUUGUGCCGGGUGUGGUAAGCACAUUCAAGAUCGCUUCCUGCUACGGGCACUCGAUCUGCUGUGGCACGAGGAUUGCCUCAAGUGCGGUUGUUGCGACUGCCGACUGGGCGAGGUUGGUUCGACGCUGUACACCAAGGGCAACUUGAUGCUGUGCAAGCGAGACUACCUGCGACUGUUUGGCAACACUGGUUUCUGUGCCGCGUGCAACAAGGUUAUUCCGGCAUUCGAGAUGGUAAUGCGAGCCCGCAACAACGUAUACCAUCUGGAGUGCUUUGCCUGUCAACAGUGCAACCAUCGGUUCUGCGUUGGCGAUAAGUUCUACCUGUGCGAGAAUAAGAUCUUGUGCGAAUACGACUACGAGGAGCGGCUUGUGUUUGCUUCGAUGGCCAACCAUCCAAUGCUGAAGCGUCAGAUCUCGCAAGGUAGCGGUGGUCCUGUAAUGCAAAACGGUCAUGGUGGAGGUGGUGGUGGCGGCGGCGGUGGUGGUGGUGGUGGGGGAGGAGGGGGAGGAGCCGGCAACGGUGGACCCCAGAUGCAGGCUGGACCGGGCCAGGGCAUGGGUGGUAUCCCUUCUCCUCAGCAAAACGGUGCAAAUGGUAACCUGAUGGGACUCGUUGGCCAGCGGAAUACCGGCGGUGGAGGUACGGCUAGCGGUGCUGGAGGUGGUGGCGGUGGUGGUGGUGGUGUUGUAGGUGGUGGUGCUGGUGGAGUUGGAGGAGGCGAUCACAACAACAACAGCAGCAGUUUGUCCGCGGCCCUGGCAGGUGGUCCGUCACCCUUCGGUACACCCGCGCACAUCAAGGCGGCUCUUAGCACGGCGAGCUAAAUGAUGGUUCCUUAGUUGUUGCUAUUACUAGAACAGUGGAAAAAAAGGAUAAACGAGUGAAGAUGAUGCCAGUAGUGUGUGUGUGUCCAGGGCGUAUCAAUAUUAAUAGUUUGAUCUUGAAGGUUGUCUAGCUAAUUUCCGCUGUGCAAAGGUUUGGAAAAGUUUUUUUUUGUUAUUAAUUUUUCAGCUAAUUUUAAACACUUCACAAACACAAUCCAUAUCGAGUUAAAAUUUGAACGUGUCACAAUCGAAGACAAAUAUUCGGAAACAUUAUAAAUCUUUACACACAAAGAACCCCUGAAAAGGGUUUUAUCUAUUCUUCCGCAAUUUGUGUGGUGUUUUGUUUUGUUUUUAUUUAUUCUACAUCAGCUCAGCAACGACUGCACAUUUUUAGAAAACUCAGCAGACAACAUUAGUUACGUCAUACCAAAUAUCACCAGACGAUCGUAUCUUUCAUUUUGUUUGUUUAUUUUUAUAUCACCUACAACGACAGAAUGUAACUCGUCCAAGAACUUGACUGAAACAACCUCAAAUAUGAAGGAGACAUAAUUUACAAACACCAGCAAAAAUUAUUUUUAUCAAAGUGUUUGUGAUACUAACUUUCGUGAACAAUUGAUAAAGUCCUCAUUGUACGGAGACGUUUACAUUGACUUUACAACUUCAUUUUACAUUUUUAUGUUUUCUGUUGUAUUAGCCAUCCUCAUUUUAUCACUCUCACAAACACACACAAACACUCACACAUGCUCACUCUAUAGUUCCUUUGUUUUCGAAAAAAAAGAAGGAUAAUUACAAAACGAUCGGAGGCCAUCAUUAGUUAGUAGGUGAAAUGUGCCAAAAUCUGAAAGUUCCAUUUGCCGUGUCAGGAAAUGUGGAGUGAAUACCUAAGGAUAAAGAUAGUAACGAUAGUAAACGGUCAGAAGCGACGGAUGAAGAUAGCAAACAUGAUGCGAUGUCCAAUUGAAUGGAUGAAGAUGGUGGUGUCUAAGUGAAAGACACACGAUUUGAUUUUUUUCUACGUUCUUACAUACCUGUUUCUUCUGUUUGAUUAUGUUCGUGUGUGUAUUUUUUUGUGGUACGUUUAUUUGAAUAAUGCUAUCUCCUCUUUGUUGACUAAUGAGUAAUGGUCGUGCUUUGAGUUAAUGAAACAAACGCUAGACCGCACAUCACACCACAAUCCCCACCCCAAUUUAGCCCAUCUAGCCCUUUGUAAAUAUUAGGAUAUAUGUUACAAUUAUACGAAUUGUUUGUUAUGAAAUUAAUUUGCAACGAAUCUUGGGCAACAACAAAAAUAAAUGGGGCAGGUGUUGCGAUGCGUGUGUGGCUUGUAGUUGAACAAUUGUUUUUUGGAAAAUUUAUUAACAGACUGGUAUUGAUAAUCGUCCAUGUGGAAUUUUUAUCCAAUCCGUAGAAAGAAAACUACGGAAAGUUGUUUUUUUUUUAUUUGUGAAUUAAGGCAUUAAUCCAUAAUUAUAAAUGGUGCCGUAAUUUUUUAUUUCAGGAUAUUUUUUUAAAAUAUUAAUUAAUAAACUUAUUUGUGAUGCUUUCUUCUGUUCGUUUUAAACAAAAUGAUUUUUUUUGGUUUUAUUCGUUUUUCAAAAUGCAUCUAAAUUUUGUAUGUGUUUUUUUGUUAUAAUGUUAAAACCGCAAUAAACUUUGGCAGCAUACGAUUAAAAACAUACCCAACAAAAUGUACAGAACUGCGUACUUUGAAUGGGAAACUAAACGAUAUGAUACAUUUUGGAAAGUAAAUCCGCAAGACUCCGUUGUUGUAAUAGAGCAAAUUAGCGAAAGGAAGGCGAUGAUAAGCUGAGAAGGAAAAGAAGCAAAAGCAAAAAAACAUAAUACAAAACCAACUAAAAAACUUAAUGGCCCAUGUUUAAUCAAAUAGUCGACCGUAAUAAGUCCGAACGACGAACGAACACUCGCAAAACGAAGGUAUGAAAAGAUGGAACGAAGUGUGGAAGAAGAAUAGAAGAAGAAAAAACCAAGUAGGAAAAGUAAAAUAAUCAAGAAUGAGCAAAAUCUUGUAAAGAAGAAAAAAAUGAAGUAAAAGUAAACAAUGGAAAUAGCAAAGUAAUGCACAAGGAACUAAAUGAACAUGAGUGAACUGUGUGUUUUCUGCUACCGUAAAGAGCAAAGUGAAAACAAGUGAAAAGAAACAAAAAAGAA
Molecule: messenger RNA, 3762 nt
Organism: Anopheles funestus (African malaria mosquito)
Lineage: Eukaryota; Metazoa; Arthropoda; Insecta; Diptera; Culicidae
Product: LIM/homeobox protein Lhx2-like
Exons: 5
Coding region: 526-1593 (355 amino acids)
Biological process (GO): positive regulation of transcription by RNA polymerase II
Cellular component (GO): nucleus
Molecular function (GO): DNA-binding transcription factor binding; transcription coactivator activity
Source: RefSeq, a predicted model, not a curated record